Vicia faba (fava bean) is the source of this 453-nucleotide messenger RNA. NCBI's taxonomy places the organism in Eukaryota, Viridiplantae, Streptophyta, Magnoliopsida, Fabales, Fabaceae. The record is from the annotation of a GenBank genome assembly.
AUGAAUAUUCGUCAAGGUCGGCAUCCCGGAUUCCCUUGUUCCGGAUAUCGGCAAAGAUCAAAUCAGCCUCACGUAGUUCAAAAAGAAUUCCGUUCUGUAUUUCUUCCUCUGCUGCUUGACAGAACGAGUCAUUCCUCCAAUUUCUGCCACCUACCUCGGGCUCUUUUCCCCUUGUUCGGUAGUAGCCUCGAUGUCGUAAUUCCAAGGCACAACAUGAUUUCCCGUGUUAGGUUCCAGGAGGCUGAUAGUGAUGGGUCCCUUCGAGGGUGGAUAGGUGGAUCGAGGGGCUUGGUAGGACGUAGGCCUAUUUUGUGCAUUCUGAAUGAUCUGGGAUAUAACGUUGUGCAGAUCAGGGCUAUUCCUGUGUUGAGGCCGGAUCGGAGGUUAUAUCAUGUUAAUCUCUGUGCAAUCCGCGUCUUUCACCUUAGGCCAAACGAGACUAUCUUUGAGUGA